AUGGGGUGGAAGCCACCGGUGUUCCCCUCCCCCGCCAACAGGGAGUCCCUGCCCUUGCCCUACCUGAAGCAGGAAGAGCUGCACAACAUCCCCAGCUCGGAGCCUCCCUGCCCCACAUUCCAGUACGUUCUCUGUGCAGCCACCUCCCCGGCUGUGAAGCAGCAGGAAGAGACCCUCACCUACCUGAACCAGGGCCAGUCCUAUGAGGUGCGGAUGCUGUGCAACCCCAAGCUGAGCGAUGCUACCCAGUGGGCCCAGCUGUUGAAGAGCGUGGUGCGUGUGGUUUUCCACGACCGGCGCCUGCAGUACACAGAGCAAGAGCAGCUGGAUGGGUGGAGAUGGAGCCGGCCAGGGGACCGCAUCCUGGACAUCGAUGUGCCACUGUCCGUGGGGCUGAUAGAACCCCAGGUGCUGCCCUCACAACUCAACACAGUGGAGUUUCAUUGGGACCCGACCAAGAGGACCUCCCUCUUCCUGCAGGUUCACUGCAUCAGCACCGAGUUCACUCCUCGGAAGAAAGGUGGGGAGAAAGGUGUCCCCUUCCGCCUCCAGAUUGACACUUUCAAGCCCAGCGACAAGGACCUUCCACCUGAGCACCUGCACUCAGCGGGGUGCCUCAUCAAGGUGUUCAAGCCCAAAGGAGCUGACCGCAAGCUGAAAACAGACCGGGAGAAGCUGGAGAAACAGCCCCUGCGGGAGAGACACCAGUACCAGGCUGCCUGUGCGAGCACGGUGUUCGCCGAGUGUUCGCCGUGGCCGGACCCCAGUGCAGGGCCCUCCUCGCCGCUCAGCCCUCUUGCUCUGACGUCUCCCCACGGCUGCAAGCCCCUGUCCCCGGGGAGGCUCUGCUCCUCCCCGCCGUUCGCCUUGGACACCUUGGGGGGCAGCCCCGCUGAGGUGCGUCUUGCCUUUCCAAUCCCCCCACCUGUGUCUCAAAGCCUCCUCGGGGCUUCAGCGGCCUCUGCGGAAUGGGGUGGCGCUGCCCCCUGCUGGACAGAGCUUGUAUGGCCGCAGAUGGCCAAACUGCUGAGAGGACUGGGCGAUGAGCCUGCGGGCUCUCAGACGCGGGCCCGCCAAGGGCAGGGGGCUGUGUCUCUCCUACCCCGUUCUCAGUCCGUGCGCAUGGUGACAACCUGGACUGCCCUCUUCGUGCCGCAGGAUCUGAACCCUGGAGCCUCCAUCCUAGAGACGCAGCAGUGGUUGCAUCGGCACCAGUUCUCCAGCUACUGCCGGGUGCUGGCCAACUUCACUGGCACUGAUCUGCUGAAGCUUACCCGUCAGGACCUUAUCCAGAUCUGCGGGGCUGCCGAUGGGAUCCGCCUUUUCAACGCUCUUAGAGCCAGGCCCAUUCGUCACCGGCGGACUUUGUAUGUGGCUCAGGAGGCCUCUAGGCAAGAGAACGAGGUUCCUAAGAACCCUGACUCAGGCUUUUAUCAAGAGAUCUUUCUAGAUGAACUCAGUGCUGUUGAGCUGAUGGGGAAACUGGCUGAGCUCUUGGCCCUCCCGGCCAAUCAGAUCCACUACCUCUUUCACCAAGGCCCCGGGGGCGUCCUAAUUCUCCUCAGUGACCAGGUGGUUCAGAAUCUUAAGGAUGAAUCAUACUUUGUGGCUGUGGUGAAAAAAGUGCAGAAUCCAGAUGGCUACUACCUGGUUCUCACCUAGGCCCAGGGACAUCCUGCUGCAAGAGUAGGAGACUGAUGCCAGCCUGGUUCUCGGGGGCCCCACGUUCACCAGAAGCCUUGCUUAAAUCCUCAGCUGCUUCAUCCGGCUCUGGGUGAAGCGGGAUGUCCUACCCCCUAGAGAGGAGGGGAGCAGCCCCCAGGCUCCCAUCUCUCUGCUCAGUUGGUGGAACCUGGGCACAGCCUCCCAAGCUCAGCUCAGCUGGCCAAGCCUGAGAGGCAUGGAACCUGCCAAUAUGGAUAAGGCGCCUUUGCCCCAAGCAGUGCUGCCUGAACACUGGGUGCACUGAUUCACGUUUAUUUAAAAUUGUAUUCACCCUUUCCUUUCCUUAAUAUUAAUAGUUAAUUCUAAAAGGCAUAUAUAGGGGCGACUGGG
Leptonychotes weddellii (Weddell seal) is the source of this 2055-nucleotide messenger RNA. Its product is annotated as transcription factor CP2-like protein 1. The record is from RefSeq and is a predicted model, not a curated record. Lineage: Eukaryota; Metazoa; Chordata; Mammalia; Carnivora; Phocidae. Gene Ontology annotation, biological process: regulation of transcription by RNA polymerase II. Gene Ontology annotation, cellular component: nucleus. Gene Ontology annotation, molecular function: RNA polymerase II cis-regulatory region sequence-specific DNA binding; DNA-binding transcription activator activity, RNA polymerase II-specific.